Messenger RNA from Galleria mellonella (greater wax moth), 3387 nucleotides. Its product is annotated as ankyrin repeat and LEM domain-containing protein 1-like. The record is from RefSeq and is a predicted model, not a curated record. Gene Ontology annotation, molecular function: protein binding; endonuclease activity. The transcript has 7 exons. The coding region runs from base 246 to 2402 and encodes 718 amino acids. Lineage: Eukaryota; Metazoa; Arthropoda; Insecta; Lepidoptera; Pyralidae.
AAACAAAGUUUGAGUGUGACGUUAAUUUAAAAAUUUACGAGAACAUUAAUAAUAAAAAUGUGAAAAACAGAAGUAAAUUUUAUAUUUAACUGUAAUUAGUGUUCUAUUGUUAACAUUUUAAGGUUAAAUAUAAAAUAUCAAGAUUUAAUAUAUAGGUGAAAGCAACCAGUAAAACUACUCCAGAAAUGAAUAUUGUGAACGUUCAAUAUUUACGGAGAAACUCCUUAUUUAUUUAAUGUGAAGUCAUGGGUACAACGUACCGGGAUUUGUUUAAAUUAUAUGACUUAAUCCAGUCUGGAGAUAUAAGACUCGUGGAAUCUUUUUUGAGAGGAAACAGGAUAUCUAUAAAUGACAUUGUACCAUGUAAAGGUAUUGGAAUAUUGCAUCUCGCGGUGGGCAUAGACCCCAUAGAGAAAUCAAAAAAAUGCACAGAAAUCAUACUAAAAUAUGGUGGGGAUCCAAAUUUAUGCAAUGACGAUGGUAUUACUCCAGUUCAUAUAGCAGCAAUAUGGGGGAGGUUGGACAACCUGAAGCUCUUGAUAGGGUGUGGGGGUGACCCAUCUCGCCGGGACUUUGAUGGACACUCCGCAUUUGACUAUGCGGCAAGAGAAGAACAGUGGGAUGUGUAUGACUAUUUGCACAAUGUUAUAGAUCCAUUGGAUGAUUCUUUAAGUUCAAAAUGUGCAUAUACUUUAGAAUUAGAGAAAGUUAUGGUGACAACAGACCAGGUGGUUGCCGCGUAUGAACCACUAGUAGAAGAAAAACUAAAUAAUAUUAAUUUGACUAGUUCACGAAAGUCACAGAUGGUACGUGACUGGUGUGAAAAGACCAGUUUAGUUGUAAACAAACUAUACCCUACUAUUUUAGGUGACACAUAUAUUUUAGACAAUGAAUCUGCUCCUUGGAAAAAUAUAGAUUUUACCAAAAGCUUGACACUUGAUCUCACUCAACAUAGAAAUUCAAAACACAGCGAACUCAAUGAAACAAACAAUAGUUUUAAGACAUGUUUAUCAAAGAAAUUGCCAUAUGAUGUGGACAUAAGUGGUAUUAAACACUUAGACAUAACUGCAGAUCAAAGUAACAACUGUAGUUGUUCAAAUUCUAAUUCCAAUAAUAACUGUAGAAACAAUAGAAUGAGUAUUUAUGAGAAUUUCUCACUACCAGGAUCUCCUCAGAAUAUUUCUCACAAAAAUUACAAUACAAAGAGUAGUAUAAAGAAAACAAUGUGUUGUAUAGAAGCUGAGAAUCAUUUGCUAACUUUUGAUAAUUCACAGCCCUUGAUAUCUGAUGAUAAAUCUAUAGACUUGGAUAAAGCUAUGGCUGUGGCUCAGAAUAAAGCAAAUGAGUGGUUGUCAUUUAGUAGCAACAGUGAUCCCUCAGGAUCUCAUGUGAGAGCUACAAAUACCAGGAGAUCAUCAGCCAGUAGUGGUGUGAGCAGUAAUUAUUCAGGAGGCAGCAUAAUGAUUGCAAGCAUGCAAGAGGAAUACAAAUAUGAGGAUAAAGAUGAAGAUGUAGUGCUGAUUGAGAAAAGGCUACUUGUUUCUCCAAUAGUACUGCCUCUAGAGGAAGGAGCAGAGACAAGUCCAGACCAAACAAUCCUUUCAGUGGCAUCCUCACUUCCGCCUUCCGUUAAUUACGACAACAACACCUUACGAGCCGAGUUGAUUCGCCUUGGUUUUAGACCGGGGCCCAUACAAGAUUCCACGAGGACAUUAUACUUGAAAAAGUUGCAGGCACUCAAGAAAACCCCAAAUGUAGUUCGCGAUCACGGAAAAACCUACAGCAUCGAAUUGGAGAAAUCACUCCGUAAUCACGAGUGGAUGAAAAAUCUAAAUCCCUACAUUGAAUUAGAAAACAAAGUCCAAGCAGACUUCGCAAAUCCGAACAAGAAAUGGAGAGAGGGUACCUCAAAGACCUCCUUCACAUAUCUCCUUCUGGAUCCCCGAGUGACUGACAAUCUGCCAGCGAAGUCUAGCAAGCAGGCCGACCAUAUAACGUGGAUUACAUUUAUCAACUCUAUAUUUUAUAUUGGCAAAGGUAAACGAUCAAGACCAUAUUCCCAUCUAUACCAAGCAUUGACCCUUUGGAAACGGGACUUCACCACCUCAAACGACAAGAAAGUCCAACACAUACUAGACAUUUGGUCGGACAAGGUUGGCGUUGUUUGCCUGCACAUAUUCCAAAAUGUUAUACCAGCUGAAGCGUACACAUACGAAGCAUCUAUGAUCGACGUGCUCGGGUUGCCUAAUUUAAAAAAUCAAAAAUGUGGUAACUACUACGGUAUUGCCGCGUCAUGGCCAUUAAAGGAACGAAGGAUGCUCGGCUUGUAUUUAUUGUAUAAAGCGUUACAAAUAUUCCUCAGUGAAGGCGAAAGACAAUUAAGGCCCGAUGAUAUUGAUUGAUUUAUCAUACUAGCAAAAUUUAAGCCAGGAUUUCGUUUUAUUAAACAAAAUUUUUGAUACUCAAUACGGUUGUAGAUGAAAAUAUUUCUUUCAUCAGAAUAAAUUGGUAGGUCGUUUUGACUAUUGAGCCGGGGUUUUCCAGUAGGUAAAUAAAUUUACCUGUGUAGGAAUAACCCGGUUGUGUUUAAAAAUACAUCGAAAAUCUUUUUUAUUAGGGUUUUAUUAGUAAACUUUUGGGAAACUGUAUAAAUUGGAUACUGUUAUCCCAUUCGUGUUUCUGCCGUAAAUCAGUUGUAUUUGCAUGGCUGUGUUUCAAUUUGAAGGAUAGAAUAUGGCAAUAAAAUUUCAGGGUGCAGAGGCAUAAUCCUUAGUCCAGGCGUAGAAUGGGCGACACAUUCUACAGGGUGGCCCAUAAGUUCUUAGUAAUGAAAAAAAUUAAUUAAAAUAAAACUAAUUACACUAUGAAUAAUAUUUUUAUUUGUAAAUAUAGCUAGAAAAACGGGAUAUAUUUUUUGUAAAUAACGUCGUCCAAAUGUAAUCCGUUACAGUCACGGCACUCUUGCAAACGACUUCUGAAAUUGUCGAUGACUGCGCGGCACGUCACUGCUGAAAUGCUUGCCAUUUCUCUGCAGAUGUUUUCUUUUAGGUCAUUAAUUGACCGCGGGUUAGAGUCGUACACUUUAGCCUUAAGGUAGCCCCACAAAAAAAAUCCAUUGGAGUCAGAUCCGGGCUACGUGGUUGCCAGGAAAUGUCUCCUCUCUUAGAGAUAACUUUGUUUGGAAAAAGUUGACGGAUAACGGGCAUAGCAGUAUUGGAGGUGUGGGAAGUUGCUCCAUCCUGUUGAAACCAUGUUCGGGCAUUAAAGCCUGGAAAGUUUUGCAAUUUUUGUGUGAAAAACUCCUCGAUCAUGGCCACAUAUCGCUCCGAAAUAACAGUAACAGCACGCCCUCUGCCGUCCUCAAAAAGUAAGGCCCUAUGAUGCCAU